Messenger RNA from Lycium ferocissimum, 1306 nucleotides. Its product is annotated as GDSL esterase/lipase At3g48460. The record is from RefSeq and is a predicted model, not a curated record. The transcript has 2 exons. Gene Ontology annotation, molecular function: hydrolase activity, acting on ester bonds. NCBI's taxonomy places the organism in Eukaryota, Viridiplantae, Streptophyta, Magnoliopsida, Solanales, Solanaceae. The coding region runs from base 54 to 1196 and encodes 380 amino acids.
UUCCCAAAGUUCAAACCUCUCACAACUAAAAAAUACUCUCUGAGGCUGAAGCCAUGGCUUUUUCCUCCAGGGUAAUGAUCCCCUUGAAUAUCACCUUCAUCAUAUUCACCAUUACACUAAUCUUUUCACCUUCAGUUGUACUCUCCUCUUCUUCCACUCCCAAAAAAUUCAAGAAAAUCUAUGCCUUUGGUGAUUCCUACACAGACACAGGCAACACACACUCAGCCACUGGUCCUAGCUCUUUCAAUUACGUAUCCAAUCCUCCUUAUGGUAACACAUUUUUCCACCACCCUACCAACAGAUACUCUGACGGUCGAUUAGUCAUCGAUUUCGUCGCUGAGUCACUGUCGUUGCCGUUUUUACAGCCUCAUCUUAACCAAAAAGCGGAUAAAACUUAUGGUGUUAACUUUGCUGUAGCUGGUUCUACUGCUAUAAGGCAUAGAUUUUUUGUGAAGAAUAAUAUGACGUUGAAUGUGACUCCUCAAUCUCUUCAAACGCAGCUUAAGUGGUUUAAUAGUUUUUUGGAGAGUCAAGGUUGUGAAAAUUCUACAACAACGCCGAAGCAGUGUGAGGCUGUGUUUAGUGAUGCUCUGGUUUGGGUAGGUGAAAUUGGUGCUAAUGAUUAUGCGUAUAGCUUUGCAUCUACUGUUUCACCUAGAACUGUUCAACGGCUUGCUACCAGAAGUGUCACUGGUUUCUUACAGGCAUUACUGAACAAGGGAGCAAAAUACCUUCUUGUUCAGGGUCUUCCUCCAACAGGUUGCUUAACACUAUCCAUGUAUUUGGCACCUGAGACUGAUAGAGAUGAUAUGGGAUGUGUGGGAAAUGCAAACAAGCAAAGCAACAUCCACAACAGCAUCAUCCAAGCCAAAUUAGAUUCUUUCAGAAAACAAUUUCCACAAGCUGUCAUUGUUUAUGCAGACUACUGGAAUGCAUACAGCACAGUAGUGAGAGGUGCAAACAAGUAUGGUUUUAAGGAGGUGUUCAAAUGUUGUUGUGGAUCUGGUGGUGGAAAUUUAAACUUUGACGUGUUCAAUACUUGUGGUUCUCCUUCUUCAAGCUCUUGUCCGGACCCAUCUCAGUACAUUAAUUGGGACGGUGUUCAUCUCACUGAAGCCAUGUACAAGACCAUGGCUGGCUUGUUUCUUAAUGGGACAUACUGUAAACCCCCAUUUAGUUACUUGCUAGCAAAAUAGCAAUAGUUUUGAAACGAGUCAGUAAUUACCUUCCGAUUCAUAGUGAAUUAAUGAGCCCGUGCUUUAUAGAGUCUGUUUGAAGGAUUUUAUACAUAAAGUCUGAUGUCACU